AUGAUACCGGGCAGGCUCUUCUCGGCAAGACAGCCGACUACACUGCAGGUUCUGGGGCGCUGGGCCCUGUCCAGCCAGGCCAUCCUGCAGACCAGCCAGCUCCUUCCCCUGGAGCCUGCUUCUCGGCUCUUCUGCAUUAGCUGUGCCAGCUCUGCCAAGCACCAGGAGUCCCCACAGAAGAAACCGCUUUCUGAAAAAAAACUGAAAAGGUACUUUGUGGAUCACCGGAGAGUGCUCGUCCGAGGGGGAGACGGAGGCAGUGGGAUGAGCUGUUUCUUCAGCGAGCCCCGGAAGGAGUUCGGAGGCCCCAGUGGUGGUGAUGGAGGCAGUGGCGGCCACGUCAUUCUGAGAGUUGACAGGCAGCUCAAGUCUCUGUCUGCGGUACUGUCUCGCUACCAGGGUUUCCACGGCGAGGAUGGCGGCAGGAAGAACUGCUUUGGACGGAAUGGGGGUCCCCUCUACAUCCGGGUUCCCCUGGGCACUUUGGUCAAGGAGGGAGAGGACACCGUGGCUGACCUCUCGGGCCCAGACGACGAGUUUAUCGCCGCCCUUGGGGGUGCAGGAGGGAAAGGCAACCGCUUUUUCCUGGCCAAUGACAACCGUGCCCCCAUGACCUGCACCCCGGGGCAGGCUGGACAGGAGCGCGUCCUAUUCUUGGAGCUCAAGACGGUGGCCCAUGCAGGGAUGGUCGGUUUUCCCAACGCAGGCAAGUCUUCGUUGCUCCGCGCCAUCUCCAACGCGAGACCAGCUGUGGCUGCCUACCCGUUUACCACCCUGAAGCCCCACGUUGGUGUCGUGCACUACGAAGACCACCAGCAAGUGACAGUGGCCGACAUCCCCGGCAUCAUCAGGGGCGCGCACCAGAACCGAGGCUUGGGGCUGGCCUUCCUCCGCCACAUCGAGCGUUGCCACUUCUUGCUGUUCGUGCUCGACCUCUCAGUGCCCGAGCCGUGGGUGCAGUUCCAGGAUCUGAAGACUGAGCUGGACAAGUACGAAGCAGGCCUGUCCCAGAGGCCCCACGUCAUCGUUGCCAACAAGAUUGACCUCCUUGAGGCCAGAGCCCGCCUGCCUGAGCUCCAGGCACGCCUGGGCCAGCCGCUCACCCCGCUGUCCGCUGUCACCGGCGAGAACCUGGAGGCACUGCUGCUACGCCUGAAGGAACUGCACGACUGCACGACGGCUGGGCGGAGGCAGAGUGGGCCUGUGGGCCACAGCACCGAACCGUACACCACUGCCCUCUGGCCCAGGGCCCCUCCAGAGCUGAACAUUCCAGACCACCUGACACAGGUCUGCUCCCAGAAGCCCACACCCACCACCCUGGCUGGCUCCUUUGCUGAGGAGCUCCGGGAGCAGCGGUUUCCAGAGAUUGAAGGCAAAAUUGCUUGA
Chrysochloris asiatica (Cape golden mole) is the source of this 1386-nucleotide messenger RNA. RefSeq names its product mitochondrial ribosome-associated GTPase 2 (gene MTG2). The transcript is spliced from 8 exons. The record is from RefSeq and is a predicted model, not a curated record. Bases 1 to 1386 code for a protein of 461 amino acids. Lineage: Eukaryota; Metazoa; Chordata; Mammalia; Afrosoricida; Chrysochloridae. Gene Ontology annotation, cellular component: mitochondrion. Gene Ontology annotation, molecular function: magnesium ion binding; GTP binding; GTPase activity.